Mya arenaria is the source of this 2210-nucleotide messenger RNA. RefSeq lists its product as uncharacterized. The record is from RefSeq and is a predicted model, not a curated record. The transcript is spliced from 10 exons. Lineage: Eukaryota; Metazoa; Mollusca; Bivalvia; Myida; Myidae. Bases 90 to 1673 code for a protein of 527 amino acids.
AAUUUCCUUAUUGAUACUCAUUUAAAACUUCUAGCAAAUAAAUUACAUAGAAGGUUGAUUCCAUUCCUGCCGUUGUUGCUUUUCCAAAAAUGUAUUCUACAAGCAUAUUUCUGGUUUUCGUAAUUACGGAAUAUCUGAUUAUUUCUUCAAUUAUUGGAAUAUCAGUCGCCAUUGGACAAGAUGGAAACUAUAGUGAUGGUUAUGUUGGAGAGUCUACAUCAACUUUAGGUCCAGCGUUAUCAGGAAUACCAGUCGCCAUUGAACAGGAUGGAAACUACAGUGAUGAUCAUGUUGAAGAUUCUAACUCAACUUUAGAUCCAGCGUUAUCAGUCGCCAAUGGACAAGAUGGAAACUACAGUGAUGGUCAUACUGGAGAUUCUUCAUCAACUUUAGAUCCAGCGUUAUCAGGUACAUUCGUCGCCAAUGGACAAGAUGGAAACUACAGUGAUGGUCAUACUGGAGAUUCUUCAUCAACUUUAGAUCCAGCGUUAUCAGUCGCCAAUGGACAAGAUGGAAACUACAGUGAUGGUCAUACUGGAGAUUCUUCAUCAACUUUAGAUCCAGCGUUAUCAGGUACAUUCGUCGCUACUGGACAAGAUGGAAACUACAGUGAUGGUCAUACUGGAGAUUCUUCAUCAACUUUAGAUCCAGCGUUAUCAGGUACAUUCGUCGCCAAUGGACAAGAUGGAAACUACAGUGAUGGUCAUACUGGAGAUUCUUCAUCAACUUUAGAUCCAGCGUUAUCAGGUACAUUCGAUACUACGACACCAAACAAGACAAGCACUUACUCCAUGAUCUGGUAUAUUGGCGGCGGUAUUGGAGGCGUUAUCGUGCUCAUCGUCGGAAUCGUCUGUGUUGUCUUCUUUGUACGGAGCCAGAAUCGAGCUAAUGAUUGUUCUCGGUGCAAGGAUGACAGUCGUGGACUUCGGAAGCACCAGUUCAAAAAAUCUGUAUCUGUAACGGAAGGUCAAGUGAAGGAAGAUCAAGAAAACAGUGCUAAUACUAGCCCCAAGAACCUGAACGAACCCUGCGGUGUUGAGCUCGAAUCCUUUCUACCUGUAUCAGAAGUUCAACCAAAGGAAGAUCAAGAAAACAGUGCUAAUGAUGGCUCCAAACCCCUAAACGACAUAAGCGGCGGUGAGAAACACGAGCCCGAAUCCUUUCUACCUGUAUCAGAAGUUAAACCAAAGGAAGAUCAAGAAAACAGUCCUAAUGAUGGCUCCAAUACCCUGAACGACAUAUGCGGCGGUGAGACACACGAGCUCGAAUCAGUUCUACCUGUAGCGGAAGUUCAGUCUAAGGAAGACCAGAAAAACAGUGCUAAUGAUGACUCCAUGAACCUGAACGACAUUUGCGAUAUGCAGCUACACCUUUUCGAAUCAUUUUUACCAAAAGGGGAAGUUCAGGCAAAGGAAGGCCAGAAAGACAGAGCUAAUGAUAGCUCAACCCUGAUGGACAUUUGCAGUAUUGAGAUACCAGAGGGGGAGUACCCUCUACCCGAAGCCGAAGUUCAGACACAGGAAUUCCAAGCCACAAGUGCUAAUGAUGUCCCCAAGCUCGAAUCCUUUCCAUCUGUAGCGGAAGAUCAGACAAAGGUAGGACAAGACAAUAGUGCCAAUGAUAGCCCCAGGAGGCUGAAUGAAUGCGUCGUUGAGACACACCUGAUCGAAUGAUGUUUAUCUUUAGGGGAUUUGCAUACAAGGGAAGACGACCAGAAAAACAGUGGUGACCCUAAAGGACGUUCACAGUCUUGAGAUAAACCAGGACGGGUCUCCUCUAUCCGGAGCCGAAAUUUAGGCAAAUUAUAACCACGAAUAUUUUUAGCUAUGUGCACCUGAAACAGCAAUUAACAUGAAAAUAACCUUUGCACAUUUCGCAUGUUUCAUUUUCUUUUUGAAAAUUGUACAUGUUACAUUUUCCAUUCACCAUUUCCCAUCUGUCAUUUUCUAUUGAAUAUUUCCCAUGUUAUAUUUUGUGCAUGCUAAUCGUUUUUUGUAUUAUGCUAUCAAUGUUACGGAUAUAAACUAGCUAUACAUUAUAGACCAUUAAAUCUAAGAAUGAACCUGUAAAUAAUACAAUAUAUAUUGUUAAAAAAUAGCUAAGCUUAGUAGCUCCGAUGAUUUUUUGAAAUAAUCAAGUAAUACUUAAAUAUUUUGAAUGAUUGCUUUAUAUACUAAGAUAAUGCAAAUUUAUUAAACAAUAAUCUGUUU